ACUGAUUCAGAUCUGUUCCUCUCCAUCCAUGCAGGUAAUUGAGUCCCGCACCUUGACCCUAGCGCGUUCCCUCACCCAGCAGCUCCAGACCACCUGCCUUGUCCUCGUCUCCAGCCUGCAGGGUCUCCCCAACCACAUCCAGCAGGAGGCGCUGUCUCUCGGCCACUCGGCCUCACAGGUGUACGCCAACUUCAGCAAAGCUAAAGCGCUGGGAGACCUGCCAGACACCGUGUUGACCAGCAGCAGAGUUCAGCUGAGCAAAAUGAAAGAGUCCCUGGACAACGUCAUGGAUUAUCUGAUCAACAACACGCCACUCAACUGGCUGGUGGGACCUUUCUAUCCACGGAUGGCUCCCGAGCCCACUCCCAUACCGGCCUCUGAAGACAGCAGCACCUACGCCACAUCCUCCAGCUCUUCUUCUACACAGGGACAGAGGGAGGAGCCCAUGGAGGUGGAGAUGGAAUCCCUGUAGUGAUCCAUUACAAUUUAAAGCUUAAUAUUCUGAAUUUUGUGGCAAUAUUUGACAGCUUUGUAUGCAAACUUUUUUUUUUUUUAAUAAAUCUCAAAUGUAUUAGGACAGAACAUGAAAUAUGUAGUUCACAGUACCAAGAAAGUAAAUUUUAUUAACUUUAGAAUCUUGAACUACAAAACUAUUGUGCAAUUUCAUUCAUCAUACAAAUCAUUUAUCUGGAAAAAAUAAACCUGUGCUUGUUU
Messenger RNA from Oreochromis niloticus (Nile tilapia), 714 nucleotides. RefSeq names its product perilipin-2. The transcript has a single exon. Gene Ontology annotation, cellular component: cytosol; lipid droplet. The record is from RefSeq and is a predicted model, not a curated record. Gene Ontology annotation, biological process: positive regulation of triglyceride storage; lipid storage. NCBI's taxonomy places the organism in Eukaryota, Metazoa, Chordata, Actinopteri, Cichliformes, Cichlidae. The coding region runs from base 29 to 472 and encodes 147 amino acids.